AGCGCUGUUCGGGUAAAACGGUCUGAUUUCAGAACAGGAUAUUUCAUUUUCCUCAGCUCCUCCCUCUAUUUUCUUACACGACUCGUGUCAACUCAUACGACCGACCUCUUUUGGUGUCUCGCGGAGAUAUGGCCUGGAGGCAUUUGAUUUCGCAGGUUUCACGCUAUCGAUCAGAAUACGGACCAAUUAAAAGCUUGCUUGCGAGAUCCUAUGUAUCUGUUAACAAGUUUGAAGUUCGAGCAGGGAAUAGGUUUUUUAGCACUCAGGAGAGAUUUCGAUCCAGCUAUGUAGGGAAUCUGGCUCGUCGAGUACGUGAUGCAGAUGAAGCCAGUGACCUUGCUCGUCUUAAAGAACUUCACCAUCGAAAUGACCCUGAAGCUGUGAUUAGAUUGUUUGAAAGUCAGCCAGCACUGCAUACCAAUCAGUCAGCACUUUCUGAGUACAUUAAAGCAUUAGUGAGAGUUGAUCGGCUGGAUGAAAGUGAAUUAUUGAAGACAUUGCGGAGAGGUAUUUCUAAUUCAGCGAGGGAGGAAGAUAGUAUUGGUGGCCUUGCUGCUUUAAAAAAUGUAGGGAAGCCCACAAAAGAAGGAAUUCUUGGAACUGCAAGUGCUCCAAUCCAUAUGGUGGCUGCAGAAGGUGGAAAUUUAAAAGAGCAGCUUUGGCGCACAUUUAGGUCCAUUGCUGUGGUCUUUCUCCUGAUUUCUGGUGUGGGAGCACUUAUUGAGGAUAAGGGAAUCAGUAAAGGACUCGGUAUGAAUGAAGAGGUGCAACCUAGCAUGGAUUCAAGUACAAAAUUUAGUGAUGUAAAAGGUGUUGAUGAGGCAAAAGCAGAACUGGAAGAAAUUGUUUACUACCUCCGAGAUCCUAAGCGCUUUACCCGUCUUGGAGGAAAGCUUCCAAAAGGUGUUCUGCUUGUUGGGCCUCCUGGGACUGGAAAAACAAUGUUGGCAAGAGCAAUAGCUGGAGAGGCGGGGGUUCCUUUCUUCUCUUGCAGUGGCAGUGAAUUUGAAGAGAUGUUUGUUGGUGUUGGAGCACGGAGAGUUAGGGAUCUUUUUGCUGCUGCGAAGAAGCGAUCACCCUGUAUAAUUUUCAUUGAUGAAAUAGAUGCUAUUGGAGGUAGCCGAAACCCAAAGGACCAGAUGUAUAUGAAGAUGACAUUGAAUCAAUUGCUUGUUGAACUAGAUGGAUUCAAGCAAAACGAAGGCAUUAUUGUGAUUGCAGCUACUAAUUUUCCUGAGUCAUUGGAUAAGGCUUUGGUGAGACCUGGGAGGUUUGAUCGCCAUGUUGUUGUUCCUAAUCCUGAUGUAGAAGGAAGGCGGCAGAUUCUUGAAUCCCACAUGUCCAAGGUUCUGAAGGCCGAUGAUGUUGAUUUAAUGAUCAUUGCAAGAGGAACACCUGGGUUUUCUGGUGCUGACCUUGCAAAUUUGGUGAAUGUUGCUGCUCUCAAGGCUGCGAUGGAUGGUGCUAAAGCUGUGAGCAUGACUGACCUUGAGUAUGCGAAGGACAAAAUUUUGAUGGGAAGUGAGCGCAAGUCAGCUGUCAUAACUGAGGAAUCAAGAAAGUUGACUGCUUUCCAUGAGGGUGGUCAUGCUCUUGUGGCUAUUCAUACUGAUGGGGCACUUCCAGUUCACAAGGCAACGAUUGUCCCAAGAGGAAUGGCUCUUGGCAUGGUGACUCAAUUGCCUGACAAGGAUGAGACCAGUCUCUCCCGCAAGCAGAUGCUUGCCCGCCUCGAUGUUUGCAUGGGUGGUCGGGUUGCAGAAGAGCUAAUAUUUGGAGAAAAUGAAGUUACUUCCGGUGCUUCAAGUGAUCUCAAGACAGCAACUAAUCUGGCCAGGGCAAUGAUUACUAAAUACGGUAUGAGCAAUGAAGUGGGACUUGUCACUCACAAUUAUAAUGACGAUGGCAGAAGCAUGAGCUCAGAAACUAGGCUUCUUAUUGAGAAGGAGGUCAAGCUCUUUCUGGAGAGAGCUUACAACAAUGCAAAAACUAUUCUAACAACUCACAAUAAGGAGCUUCAUGCCCUUGCAAAUGCUCUACUGGAACACGAGACCCUUACGGGAAGUCAAAUAAAGGCAGUGCUUGCUAAAGUGAAGUCCCAGCAGCAACAGCAGCCGCAUACGAUUGAACAGAAUAGUUCACAAUCAAACCCGGUCCCACCAUCAUCCAACCCAGCAGCAUCUGCAGCAGCAGCUGCCGCCGCCGCAGCAGCUGCAGCUACUGCAGCAGCCAAGGCUAAAGGCAUUGCUCCUGUGGGAUCUUAGCAAGGCAACUGUAAGAGUCUGUUUAUUAAUUAUGGAGAGCGAAAUGUGCAGAUAGUUGAUGUGAUUCUGCCCCCGUGAGUGAAUAUUAAUUUCGUCAUGGCGGAGUCAAGUUGACUCAAAAUAGUUCUUAGCCAUUGUUAUUUUAGCGAAGUACACGUAGAAAUGUUCGCUGAAUUGAAUAAUUCGACCAAAAUAGUGAGAGAAAUAUGACAUGUGAAGAAGUCGGUGGUGGUAAUUUGGGUUGAUCAUCUCCGUGUGCUUCGAACUUCCAAGUAUCUGCUCUAAGAAAAAAACCAACACAUACUCUUUUCCAAUGCUUCCAA
Prosopis cineraria is the source of this 2587-nucleotide messenger RNA. Its product is annotated as ATP-dependent zinc metalloprotease FTSH 4, mitochondrial. Bases 129 to 2264 code for a protein of 711 amino acids. The transcript is spliced from 7 exons. Gene Ontology annotation, biological process: proteolysis. Gene Ontology annotation, cellular component: membrane; chloroplast thylakoid. The record is from RefSeq and is a predicted model, not a curated record. NCBI's taxonomy places the organism in Eukaryota, Viridiplantae, Streptophyta, Magnoliopsida, Fabales, Fabaceae. Gene Ontology annotation, molecular function: ATP-dependent peptidase activity; metalloendopeptidase activity; ATP hydrolysis activity.